Molecule: messenger RNA, 456 nt
Organism: Geodia barretti
Lineage: Eukaryota; Metazoa; Porifera; Demospongiae; Tetractinellida; Geodiidae
Source: the annotation of a GenBank genome assembly
AUGGCUACCAUCAAGGACAAGUUGGAAGAGGACAUCCGCAACACCAUGCGGGCUCGCGACCGACAACGGUUGGAGACGCUGAGAUUCCUGAAGAGCCAAAUCCAGCUGGUAGAGAAGAACAAUCUCAAGGAACUGGAUGAGUCUGGCGUUACCGAUGUGGUGGCGAAGCAGGCCAAAGACCGCCGGGAAAGCAUCGAGAUGUUUGGCCAGGGCGGGCGCGACGACCUCGUGGCCAAAGAGGAAGCGUCGCUGGCCGUCCUCCUGGAAUACAUGCCCGAACAACUCGGUGACGACGAACUCGAGGCCAUCGCCCGCCAGGCCAUCGCCGAUACCGGAGCGGCCGGCCCGGGCGACCGCGGCAAGGUGAUGGGCCGGAUCAUGCCGCAGGUUCGCGGCAAGGCCGAUGGCAGCCAGGUCAACGCCAUCGUAUCCCGACUGCUCGAAGCGCCGGGCUGA